This is a messenger RNA of Chenopodium quinoa (quinoa), 1887 nucleotides long. Its product is annotated as 1-aminocyclopropane-1-carboxylate oxidase homolog 4-like. NCBI's taxonomy places the organism in Eukaryota, Viridiplantae, Streptophyta, Magnoliopsida, Caryophyllales, Amaranthaceae. The record is from RefSeq and is a predicted model, not a curated record. The transcript is spliced from 3 exons. The coding region runs from base 647 to 1735 and encodes 362 amino acids.
AAAUUUAUAUGCAAUAGUAGGAGUAACUCUUCUAGGCUUCUAGCUUAUGAGUAUAAUCCAUUAACCUCUCAUUCUUCCCUCUUUAGGACAGCUCACAAAUAGACAACAAAAGGAUGUAAAGGGCCAUACAUAUCUUAUGACAUCCUUUUGUACUUAUCCAACUUUCUUAAAUACUCGUACUAUAGCCAAUAAUGUGUUAAAUGAAUAAAAGCCAAACAUGCUCAGCUAAAAAUAAUUUCCUACAAGAUAAUACGGCUCUAAUCACAUCAUUUUAUCCUACUUUGGAGUGUAAAUACAACUUUGUAACAGAAAGAUGCAACAAAAGACCUCUCUUUUAGCCAACCUUCAUAUUGCAUAAUAAUAAUAAGCAUAAGAAGCAUAGUUUAUGUCAUGAUAGAGUACUUUUUUUUUUUUUAUUCAAUUGCGUUGAAUCUACACUUUAGAACCAUGUGCGCAUUAUCACUAUAGUAUUGAUUUUUUGAAUAUACUUUAUGUCUUUAUCUUUAUUUGAUACCAUCCGCAUUGGUUCCGUCAACUAAAACAACAAUUGACUAUUAAUCUUUCUUAAAAGAACCAUGUAUAUUUAUAACUCUAAACCUUCUUCUAAGUAAACCACCCACCUAUAAUCAAACAAAAUCUAUCAGAGAUGACAACAUAUAGUAAUGAUUAUGAUCGCCGUAAAGACCUAGAGGAAUUCGAAGAUACCAAACUCGGCGUGAAGGGCCUGGUUGACUCCGGCAUAACUCACGUCCCACGUAUCUUCCACCACCCACCUGAGACCCUCUUUGAUCAUGAACAGCCCCAAACACCCAACCCAGAUGGUGAGCAAAUCAUACCUGUCAUUGACCUCUCAGGUAAGCACGAGGAAGUGGUAAAGCAGCUGCGAGAUGCCUCGGCUAAGUUCGGGUUCUUUCAGGUGAUCAACCAUGGGAUAUCAGUCUCCCUUCUGGACCGUCUGCUUGAUGCUAUUAAGGCCUUCCAUGAGCUGCAACCAGAGGAGAAGAUGCAGGUUUAUCAUCGCGAAACAGUCACUGCAGGCGGUGGAGUGGGGUUUUACUCCAACUACGACUUAUUCCAAUCAAAAGCUGCAAGCUGGCGAGAUACACUUGCAAUUCGUCUUGCUCCCAUCCCAGUCGAUCCCAGUAUAAUCCCUGAAGUUUGCAGAACAGAGGUGAUGGAGUGGGAUAAGGAAGUGAAGCAGCUCGCCGACCAACUCAUGGGAUUGCUAUCUGAAGGGUUGGGACUAAGUGCUGAUAAAUUGACAGGGACGUCUUAUUUAGGAAGGAGAGCUGUGGCCGGUCAAUAUUAUCCAUAUUGUCCAGAGCCAAACAAGACGGUAGGUAUAGCUUCGCAUACAGAUCCUGGGAUUCUGACAGUCUUGCUGCAGGAUCAAGUGGGUGGGUUGCAAGUUAAGUAUGGUAGCAAUUGGAUCAAUCUGAAACCAGUUCGCGGUACUCUUGUUAUUAACCUCGGAGACUUAUUCCAGAUAAUAUCAAAUGAUGAAUACAAGAGCGGAGAACAUCGUGUAUACGCUAAUCCUUUCCUCAAACCACGAGUAUCAAUCGCAUUCUUCUUAAGCCCAGGUAUUUAUGAGAAUCUAUAUGGACCUUUGCCGGAGUUGGUAUCACCUGAAAGACCAGCACUAUAUCAGCAACACACUUUCUCGGAUUUGGUAAAAAAUUUCUUCUCAAAGGAGUUGGAGGGAAAGUCCAUGACCAGCUACUUCAGAUUGUAAUAAUGUGAUCUUUGGUUCCAUGAUAUUAGCUUCAAUUUGUAUUAUUGGUUGUAUGAUACAAGGCUUGGAUAAAAAUGAAAUAGACAUUUAACUAUGUAAUAACAAAGUUUAUUUUGCCAGAUGAGAUAAUUUAGAAUAUUCCUCAAAUGUGA